Messenger RNA from Myxozyma melibiosi, 3970 nucleotides. RefSeq names its product glycosyl transferase family 41-domain-containing protein. The transcript is spliced from 3 exons. Bases 105 to 3608 code for a protein of 1167 amino acids. Gene Ontology annotation, molecular function: glycosyltransferase activity; protein binding. The record is from RefSeq and is a predicted model, not a curated record. NCBI's taxonomy places the organism in Eukaryota, Fungi, Ascomycota, Lipomycetes, Lipomycetales, Lipomycetaceae. Gene Ontology annotation, biological process: protein O-linked glycosylation.
CCCGGGCAGAGAACUGUCAAGAACACAGGCAGCCUGAUAUUUCGUUGUGAUCCUACACCUGCCUUGCUUGUGCAGCAUCGAAAUAGUUCCCGUCCGGCUGGUCCAUGGCCUCUGCUUCCGACACCCGCCGCUCGCCGGCUCCACCGAGCUCGUCUCCCUCAGUUGACUCCGCAAAUGUCGCUUCCCUGCGCGCCCUCCUCACCUCCGCCCACGAGAUCUACGCCGGCCAUCCACACUCGACCACCUCGAAUCAGCUAUGGUCCGUCCUGGGCUCGCUCGAUCGCAUGGCCGCUCGUCUAGUGGAGACUGGCUUAGUCCAGUCCGUCUCGAGAGACAAUAGGCAAGGACAUCAUCACUAUACUCCAGCCGCUGCCGUCACUACUUCCGCUGUCCUCGAGGCAUGGCUCUUGGGCGGCUGUAUUGCCUACUCUCUCGGUGACAUGAAUCGAGCUAUCGAAUGGAACGUCCGUAUCCUGCAGGUCGAUCCCAACUAUGUCGAGGCAAUGUCGAACCUCGCCGCCGCCUUUCGUGCACAGGGCCGUGACGCAGACGCAGAAGGCUGGUGGACUCGUGCCGUCCAUCUCCGCCCCGCAUACUGGGACGCAGCCGACCACCUCUUCUCUCUUCUUUGCGCCCAGCAACGCUACGCCGAUGCCGCAAAAGUCCUGAAUUACGUCGAGCGGCACGCGACAUCGUCCACUUCUCCGGGCGUCGAUCUUGCGCGCUACCUCGCCAUCAUCCACGCCAAGGGCACGCUCUUCUACGCUCUCGAAGAUCACCUUGCUGCCGCUCAGGCGUUUUCCAGAGUAUUGGCCCACGCUGCUUCGGGAAAGAGUCCGACGGAUGACGGAGCAGACACGAAUCCGCUCGCGCUGCAGCAGCUCGUCGAUCGCAUCCGUACCGCUCUGCAAGCCCGCUACGGCUCACGCCUGCUGCUCACACCCAUCGAGGCGCGCGCGUGUCUGCAUGACGUCUUUGGCGGAGAACUACCUGGACUGCGUACUGUUGAGAACUCGCAGCAGCGCAACGCGAUUGCUCAGACCACCGCAAAUACACUGCUCACUCUUGCAAAGAUCCUGCAGGAUGCUAUUGCGGCCGGAAAUGGUGGCAGCGGUAACGGAGGAAACAAGUUCUUGAAGCAGCAGCCACACGAACAUCAACACGCGGAUGCGGCAGAGAACGUCAUUGGGAUAAAUAACAACGCUGUGAGCACGUCAAAAACAGCUAAUCUGGCCACUCUGGUUCAGAUCAUGGGAAGAGUUCCGUCGACGCACGAUGUCUUGCCGAUGUAUUACCUUUCGCUUGCCCUUCAUGCGUCGCCGAGCACGGCCAAUAAUAUCGGCAUUCUGCUCGCAAGUCUAGCACCCGCGCUACCAAUACCACAUGAGCAUACGCUCGCACUCGAAUACUACCGUUUCGGCCUCUCGCUCGACCCCCGCCAUCCACAUCUAUACACCAACCUAGGCUCGCUCCUCAAAGACCAAGGCCGUCUUGCCGACGCGGUGAACAUGUACGAGUGUGCUGUCUCGUGUGAUCCAAACUUUGACAUCGCGCUCGCGAAUCUCGCAAACGCAGUCAAGGACCAAGGUCGUGUGGGCGACGCUAUCGGAUACUACCGCCGCGCCGUCGCUGCCAAUCCGCGCUUUGAUGAAGCCGUAUGCGGGCUCGCGAACUCGCUCUCCUCGGUGUGUGAUUGGGCAGGUCGGGGAUGUACUGGGUAUGUUGAGACGUGUGGAGUAGAUGAGAAUAGCGACAUCGUCACGAGUAAGUGCGAGGGCUGGAUGAUGCGGAUUGUAGAGAUUGUGAGCGGGCAGUUGCGAAGUUCCUUGACCUGGGGAACAGGCGUUAUUGCAAACGAAUUGCCAAACAUCGUGCGUGAGAUCGUUCUUGCGUGCGGGUACUCAUCUGCUGCUGAUCCGAGGAUGAAGCCUUGGCUAGAAGAACUUGCCAGAGCGAGUGAAAGCGGUGUCGACGAAGGCGCAAAGAUCGUUGAGAUUUUUGAGGCUGCUGCGCGAAGAGCUCGUUGGCGCGCAUACUCUGAUCGCUACGUUCACCAUCUCGAGCCAUCGAGCAUGAAGCCCUUUCAUCGCCCGCGACUGCCAUUGUCGCUCGCGCUGCCGCCUGCUCCGACGGUUUUGCCGUUUCACACGUUUACUAUUCCGUUUGACGCAGUCCAAGGGCGAGAGGUAUGUCGGCGGACUGCGCUGCGCGUGUCGGUCUCUACUAAUCGAUACUCGUGGCUCCCCGCGGACGUCUACCCGCCUCCGCCACCGCCAACAGAGCAUUUGAGAAUCGGCUACGUAUCCUCAGAUUUCAAUAACCAUCCACUCUCACAUCUCAUGCAGAGCGUCUUCGGUCUCCACCGAAAGAGCGCGGGCAGCGAGUUCCCAGUCUACGGCAUAUGCUACGCCACCACGCCGUCCGACAACUCGCCCUAUCGUCAGAAAAUCGAGCGUGAAGCGCACGAGUUCGUCGAUAUCUCGGGCUGGAGCACGCAGGCGGUUGUCGAACGCAUCGUCGAGGACAACAUACACAUACUCGUCAACCUGAACGGGUUCACCCGUGGCGCUCGAAACGAGAUCUUUGCAUGCAGACCUGCGCCGUUGAGUAUUUCUUUUAUGGGAUUUGCGGGAAGUCUGGGUGCCGAGUGGUCGGAUUACAUACUCGCUGAUCGCGUCGCCGUUCCUCCAGACACUGUGCGCCAGAUGCGUAAAGCGGACGCACAGGAGAACAAGUCGCGAAUCUUAAGACAUCACGACUGCAAGAAUCAGGACAAUUGGGUGUAUUUUGAAGACAUUGUCUUCUGCAAGCACUCCUUCUUCUGCUGCGAUCACCGGCAGUCGGCUCCCGACGCCGUCUCGUCAUCUGCCUCGGCUGACCCCGAAGACCGCUGGAACGCGGAGCUCGUCUCACGGCGCAAGAUGCGUGACGAGUUAUUCCCAAGCCUUGCUCCUGGAACAAUCAUUCUGGCGAAUUUCAACCAGCUCUACAAAAUCGAUCCCGGCGUGUUCCUAACUUGGCUUCGCAUCCUUUCCAGACUGCCAAAUGCUGUUCUUUGGCUCUUGAAGUUCCCUGAUCUCGGUACCGCUCACCUGCGCUCGUUCGCAACCCGCUGGGCGGGUCCCGAGGUUGCCAAUCGGAUCAUCUUCACAGACGUGGCAAGCAAAGACGUGCAUCUUCUCCGGUGCCGGAUUCCUGAUCUCGUUCUCGACACUCCGGAGUGUAACGCGCACACGACCGCGACCGACGUCAUUUGGGCCGGAACUCCAAUCCUCACGUUUCCCCGCCACCGCCACAAGAUGUGUAGCCGCAUCGCCGCGUCGGUGAUCACCUCUGCCGCUGACCGCGCCGAGGACGCUGAUCGACUGAUUGCGCAGUCCGAGGAAGAGUACGAAGUCACCGCGGUCGAGCUGUGUCUCAACGACGGCGAGGAGCUGCUGCAAUUGCGCAAACGGCUUUUCUUGAGCCGCGAGAAAUCGCCGAUCUUUGAUACCCCGCGGUGGACUAGAGAUCUCGAGAAAACGUACUGGAUGAUGUGGAAUCGGUGGGUGGACAAGGGAGGUGCCGUCACCGUCGAGGAAGAUCCGGAUCGCAAUCUGUACAUUUGAUAUACAUAUCCCCUAGCAUCAUCUCCGUCAUCUAUCUAUUUUAUUUUUUAUCUUUAUUUCGGGUUAUAUCGGCAAGGAUCUUGGGUAGGUUGUGCUUAGAACUGAUUUCAUAGUUGCGUUUUGUCUUUCAGCCUUUAUACUAUAUAUAUUCAUAUUCGGGGAAGCCUGUGGGUCAGCAGGAGAUGCAAGCUAUGCUGACGGUGUGAAUAUGUACAUAGCUCGAUUUAUAUCGUGCAGCAGUUGUUUUUGGUAGUUUGGGUAUAGUUACUGCGGUAGCUAGGUGGUUGUCUUAAGGCGUUAUAUACAGUCGAGUACAGGGAGGAAAGAGAAUUAGAAUGCCAAAGUGUAUUGAAUCGAGGAAU